UGAGUAGAGAAUUCUGAAGAGUAAAAAAGACAUUAAAACUACUAAUAAAAUCAUAACUCCUUGACAAUCUGCUUAGGUAUAUGGGAAAAUCAUAAGCACAGGAUAGACAUAAAAUGUAAAUAUAUACAUUUAUUUAUGAUGAAGUAUAAAAGCUUGAAUAUGUUAAAUUUUAAAUCAGUUAAAAUGGUCUGUAAUCUAUGAGCAAAUUUCUCUGAAUAUCAUCUACAGAUUGAAGAGAAGUCAGAAGUCAGGGAUGAGAAACCGAACAAUAACAACAUUCAUUCUGCUGGGACUCACAGAUGACCCCGAGCUACAGGUUCUGAUUUUUAUCUUUCUAUUUCUCACCUACACACUGAGUGUAACUGGAAACCUGACCAUCAUCACACUCACCUUUGUGGAUUCCCACCUGAAAACACCCAUGUACUUUUUCUUAAAAAAUUACUCCUUUUUAGAGAUCUCCUUAACAACUGCCUGUGUUCCUAGAUAUUUGUAUAGCAUAGCAACAGGUGACAAGGUCAUUACCUAUAAUGCUUGUUUCAUUCAAGUGUUUUUCACUGACCUCUGUGGAGUAAUAGAGUUUUUUCUCCUGGCCGCCAUGUCCUAUGACCGCUACGUGGCCAUCUGCAAACCCCUGCAUUAUGUGACCAUCAUGAGCAGCAGAGUCUGUGGGAUUCUCAUCAGCUCUUGUUGGAUGGCUGGUCUGUGUGUUUUAAUCCCACCACUUAGCCUGGGUUUAAAUCUGAAAUUCUGUGACUCUAACAGGCUUGAUCAUUUCGGCUGUGAUGCGUUUCCCUUAGUGAAAAUCUCAUGCUCAGACACAUGGCCCAUGGAACAGACAGUUAUAAUCUGUGCUGUGCUGACCCUGAAUAUGACUCUCACUUGUGUAGUUCUGUCCUAUGCUUACAUCAUCAAGACAAUUUUUAGGUUCCCUUCUGUCCAGCAAAGGAAAAAAGCCUUUUCGACCUGCUCUUCCCACAUGAUUGUGGUUUCCAUCACCUAUGGAACGUGCAUUUUCAUCUACAUGAAUCCUACAGCAAAGGGAGAAGUGACUAUUAAAAAAGUGGUUUCACUGCUCAUUUUUUCUGUUUCACCUACUUUGAAUCCGUUUAUUUAUACUUUGAGAAACAAUCAAGUUAAGAAAGCCUUUAAGGACUCAAUCAAAAGAAUUGCCUUGCUCUCAACUAAGUAAAAGAAAAGGAUAUUUUUAAAAUACUAUCUCAAAAAUAAGAAUAAGUGGCCACAAAUACUUUAUUGUUGAAGUAUGUAAUCUUUUGAAU
Molecule: messenger RNA, 1277 nt
Organism: Sus scrofa (pig)
Lineage: Eukaryota; Metazoa; Chordata; Mammalia; Artiodactyla; Suidae
Source: RefSeq, a predicted model, not a curated record